GCCAUCUGCAAACCCCUGCAUUAUGUGACCAUCAUGAACAACAGGGUCUGUAGAAGACUCAUCGUUUGGUGCUGGACAACUGGCUUGUUGAUCAUAAUCCCACCACUCAGCCUGGGCCUAAAACUGGAAUUCUGUGAUGUUAAUGUUAUUGACCAUUUUUUCUGUGAUGUAUCCCCCCUCCUAAAGAUAUCAUGCUCAGAAACAUGGCUAAUAGAGCAGAUAGUCAUAGUCUGUGCUGUGUUGACUUUUAUUAUGACCCUUGUAUGUGUAGUUCUAUCUUACAUAUAUAUCAUCCAGGCCAUUCUACGAUUCUCUUCUGUCCAGCAAAGAAAAAAGGCAUUUUCUACAUGUUCUUCCCACAUGAUUGUGGUCUCCAUCACCUAUGUAAGCUGCAUUUUCAUCUAUGUUAAGCCUUCAACAAAGGAAUCAGUGGCUAAUAAUAAGGGUGUGGUAGUCCUCCUUACAUCCAUUGCUCCUAUGCUGAACCCCUUUAUUUACACCUUGAGAAACAAGCAAGUAAAACAAGCUGUCAAAGACUCAAUCAAGAGAAUUGUAUUAUUCUCAAAGAAUUAA
Messenger RNA from Suricata suricatta (meerkat), 573 nucleotides. RefSeq names its product olfactory receptor 6C2-like. Gene Ontology annotation, molecular function: olfactory receptor activity; G protein-coupled receptor activity. The annotation marks the transcript as partial. Gene Ontology annotation, biological process: G protein-coupled receptor signaling pathway. Gene Ontology annotation, cellular component: membrane. The transcript has a single exon. NCBI's taxonomy places the organism in Eukaryota, Metazoa, Chordata, Mammalia, Carnivora, Herpestidae. The record is from RefSeq and is a predicted model, not a curated record.